CAAGAGACCGCCAACAAGCCGUAGAAAAAUCGUAUAUGUCUCUCACGUUCGCUCGUCACUGUCUGCGACUCCCAAAAAUCUUGCAUACAAAACGCUAAUAAUAACAAAAUGGAAACCCAUUCCGAACCCUAAAAUAUUUACUGAAACCCUCUCAUGGACUUCGAGCUUCUUGUUCUUCACUCGCGGAAGAAUCAACCCUACCAGCAACUCUAGCGAUUGACUACCACGCUUCAUGGACGCGCGUCGCGGUUCCCGCGCCGUCAUCGACCCCAAGGUCCGCCAUGUCGGUUUCUUCACCGCCGCACCUCAUCCAGGUAGAACACAGUCCAGUCCUGCCGUCCCCUUUUCACCUCCUUUAGCUGACUCUCCGGCUAGGAGCUCGCUAUCUCCGGUCAUGAUCCCGCCUCCGCGUCACCUCUCCGACCUCGCUUCUCGUACGGCCGCCUUGCCGGUGCCGGAAUCGGGGUUUAGACGGCAGGUUGCAGGAGAACAAGUGCCUGUCGGGAGCUACAACCCGUCUGAGUCGCUGCUGGGGACCUCGCCCGUUCCCUCUCCUUCGAGUGGGGUUGGGGAUGGAGAGUUGGAUUUCUCGGAGGAGUCUUCGGCCGGUUGUUAUCGACGGAGUAAUUCGGCGAAGUUUGCUUCGAGCUUUCCAGGCAGCGGUUUCGAAACGACGAUGGUGAAGUCGUCCGAGAAUUUAGCAGCGAAAGCAGGAAAGGCAGAAUCAGAAGCUAAAAAGCACAGAAAUGUUGCCGCCGGAUCAGAAUCUAGAAAGCACGCUGAAGUAGCUGAAAAGAGUGCGGGAAAUGUUUCAGAGGUUCAAAGUGUUCUCCAACCUAGUUCAAAGCCUUUGAAGGCUAAAACAACAAAAGCUGAAAGACGUGCUUUACAGGACGCUCAACGUGCUGCUAAAGCUGCCACAAAAGCUGAGGGAAGUAAAUCUGUUGCUGUAUCUGGAGCAGUGGCUCCUAGUAAACCUGUGAAGCAGCCACCACAGAAGAAGAAUGCUCCUCUUGUUGCAUCUUCUGUGGCUGCUUCUGACAAGAAAGGAGGUGAUCGUCCAUCAGAGAAAGAGAGGAAGAAAGAUGUUCCUCCUCCUCGCAUGCAAUUUGACGAUAAGGGCCGAGUGGAGAAGGCUAAAAGGCGUGCAAUGGUUAAUCAAACUGAAGCUAGAAAUAGGGUUGAAUUAUUUCGGCAUUUGCCUCAAUAUGAGCGUGGAUCUCAGCUUCCCGAUCUUGAGUCAAAGUUUUUCCAACUGGAGUCGAUGCAUCCUGCUAUUUACAAGGUUGGAUUGCAAUAUUUGGCUGGGGAUAUUGCAGGGGGUAAUGCCCGAUGUAUUGCAAUGCUUCAAGCAUUUCAGAAUGCCAUUAGAGACUACUCCACACCCCAAGAUAAAACUCUUUCUAGGGAUCUAACUGCAAAAAUCAAUAGUUAUGUUUCAUUUUUCACUGAAUGCAGGCCUCUUUCUAUUAGCAUGGGAAAUGCAAUUAGAUUUCUAAAGACUCGAAUUGCCAAAUUAUCUUUAACUCUCUCUCAAUCAGAAGCAAAGGCAGCACUCUGUGCAGAUAUUGACUUCUUCGUAAAUGAGAAGAUAAUACUUGCUGACAAGGUGAUUGUUAGGCAUGCUGCUACGAAGGUCAGGGAUGGAGAUGUUCUUCUCACAUAUGGAUCAUCAUGUGUUGUUGAGAUGAUUGUAUUAUAUGCCCAUAAGCUUGGAAAACAGUUCCGUGUUGUCAUAGUAGACUCACGUCCAAAGUUUGAAGGCCGAGCAUUACUCAGGAGGCUGGUGGAAAAAGGCCUGAGUUGUACAUACACUCACAUAAAUGCUGUUUCUUAUAUUAUGCAUGAAGUAACACGUGUGUUUUUGGGGGCUGCCUCAGUGUUGUCAAACGGGACUGUGUAUUCCAGGGUUGGGACUGCAUGUGUUGCUAUGGUUGCUCAAGCAUUCCAUGUUCCUGUCUUAAUCUGUUGUGAAGCUUAUAAAUUUCAUGAAAGGGUACAGCUUGACUCUAUUUGCUCCAACGAACUGGGUGACCCAGAUGCCAUAGCAAAGGUUCCUGGACGAGCAGAUGUGAAUUACCUGGAUACUUUGACGAAGAAGGAGAACCUGCAACUACUAAAUUUAAUGUAUGAUGCUACUCCAGCAGAUUAUAUAUCUAUGAUUGUCACAGAUUAUGGCAUGAUUCCACCCACAAGCGUGCCUGUUAUUGUCCGCGAGUAUCGAAGAGAUCACUCUUGGAUUUAGGAAAACUAUUCAGAGUACAAAUAAUUUGAUGAAUAAAGGAGGAAUUCAAGGUACAGAAUGAUGACUGCAAGCAGGGCAUAAUAGCAGAAGAAGCUUUGUUUUCUACAUUUGGUUGGGUGCUGUAUUAACUAUUCUUUACGUAGAAAUUAUGCAAUAUCAAAGUAAUCAACUCUUUUAUUUUUA
Messenger RNA from Ziziphus jujuba (common jujube), 2428 nucleotides. RefSeq lists its product as uncharacterized. NCBI's taxonomy places the organism in Eukaryota, Viridiplantae, Streptophyta, Magnoliopsida, Rosales, Rhamnaceae. Bases 233 to 2245 code for a protein of 670 amino acids. The record is from RefSeq and is a predicted model, not a curated record. The transcript has 7 exons.